Messenger RNA from Mercenaria mercenaria, 2321 nucleotides. Its product is annotated as heparan-sulfate 6-O-sulfotransferase 1-like. NCBI's taxonomy places the organism in Eukaryota, Metazoa, Mollusca, Bivalvia, Venerida, Veneridae. Gene Ontology annotation, molecular function: heparan sulfate 6-sulfotransferase activity. The record is from RefSeq and is a predicted model, not a curated record. Gene Ontology annotation, cellular component: membrane. Bases 867 to 2258 code for a protein of 463 amino acids. The transcript is spliced from 3 exons.
UUCAUCACCCAAGAAACCGUACCAUUUUGUCGAUAAACCUCAUUAUUCAUGAAACGGUGGUACGGUAAAAAUAGUCAGUGAAGGGGAAAAGUUAGAUUUUGCAAAUGGAUGGAUACAGUGACAAUAUAACCUCGGAAAUAUGUCUUUAAAUUUCUCUUUUUUUUAUUAAACAGUAAGAGUCUUUACAUGGGUAGAACGCUUGCACAAAUGUGUAUAACGGUAAUUAAUACUGUGUAAACAAACCGUAUUAAUAGAAGACAUACGGGGUACAGUCACGCAAACACUCUUAACAACGCGCAAUCGAUCAACUAUUAUAUAUCUUGUCUGUUAAGACUUUAAUUUCGGAGUUAAGAAUAGCAAGCCAUUGCUUUUUACAUUGCAGUAAAAAUACUGUCCAACCAAUUGUGAUCUGUGCUUUAUUUCAAAAUCGGGAAGAGCUUUAUCUGUAUUAUAUUUAAUAACAGAAACUGGGUUUAGUCAUACUACACCAUUUUGUCAAUAUUUUUGCGUAGCCAAAGUCGGAAAUGUUAUAUUGGAUAUGUCAAAUCAACAUAACUAAAACGCGUUUCGCAUGCUGCAUUUGCAUCUUGUGACUUUAUGUGCUAUACGAAGAAUAUGUUUUAGUAUUUGCUCCGGAUUUUUGUUGUUUAACAGAUAAACAAGAAAGAUAAAGCCGAGUAUAAAAUAUCGGAGAAGAGACACAGCAUCGUAAGCGCAAGAGCAGCUGCAAGCGCUAGUUAAAAGUAAUUAACUAGUUACAACAGCGGUAUGACGUUUCAGAAGUACAAAAGUGUGAUUUUGGUUUGAACAUAAACAGAUAUCUCUGUCAUAUUGCGGAUAUUUUCUAACAUCGUGGUAUUCAAAACAUGCGAAAGAGGAGAACAUUCCAGUCAUUUAAGUUUCUAAUUUAUUUACUUGGUUUAAUGUCAUUGUUUUGUGUGUUGAUAGGUGUAAAUAAGCUUCGUCCAGAGUGCUUACCUCAUCACUCACCUGUAAGGUGUAAAAUGGUUCAUUCAGAUUAUACUUUUCUCGUAACUAGACGUCCAUUGGAAGCUUCUCCUCUAUUAAAUAUAACAAGACAUAAUGAGAGAAAAGAAACUGCUAAGGAAACGAAGAUUGACACACAAAAAUCCUCAAACGAUAUCGUUAAAGCUCCAAAAAGGGGUGUGAAAACAUCUAAGGACAUUGCAAGACUGUCAAAUAAUGUUCCUAAACCAGUGCCUAGGACAAGAACGUAUACUAUUGCCGAAUUAAUGAAAAGAGCUAAAGAAGAUCAGCAUUUUUUGACAAAAAUUCUAAGCCAGUCAUAUUGGCAUCGAAGGACAAAAGACGUUCUUCAACGUUAUUUUACAGGAACGGGCUACUCCUUUGAACCUGAAUUCAAGACUGACAGGAAUGAAAACCUGAUUAACGAUUAUGACAUUUAUAAUGACGUCAUGGUGUUUUUACAUAUUCAGAAGACAGGCGGAACGCAUUUAAAUGAAAGAUUAGCAAGUCGAUUACAAAUUCCAUUUAAAUGUAAUUGCCCGGAAAAGCAGAAGGUGUGUCCGUGUUUAAAUCCAAAGGGUAAUGUGUGGAUAUACAGUUCCAGAUUUUCCGGUUGGCCUUGUGGAUUACAUGCAGACUGGACACAGCUGCACAGAUGUUUACCUGGGCAGCUUGAUCUGACUGAAAGGGGAACAAGGAACAGAAGAUAUUUUUACUUCACUCAACUUCGAGAUCCUAUUGCCCGAUACAUGAGCGAAUUUUACCACCAGAGUGUUGUCGGCGGACACUGGCAGGACGCGCUAUUAGGGUGUGGUCCAGGUUUUUCAGACUGGACGGAUAUAAGACCCUGCUUUGUGACAGAAACAUGGAGAGGUGUGACAUUAGACAAUUUUAUGGCAUGUCAGCAUAAUUUAGCAACUAACAGAAUGACACGAAUGCUAGCUGACUUAAAUAGAUCAGAUUGUUACAGAAAUUAUUUGGAUAAAAGAGCAGUCUAUAAAAGGGCUAUGAUGUGGACAGAAUCAGCGAAGGAAAAUUUACAGCAAAUGCCUUACUUUGGCUUUAUGGAAGAUACGGAGGCGUCCGAUAAGUUGUUUUCGCAUAUAUUCAAGAUGAGGUUUAAGGUUAGAAGUUCGAAUUUACGAGGUCGUAGCUCUCAGAUCCGAAUUACAGAGGAGCAGUUUAUGAAAUUAAUCAAACUGGUCGAGCUAGACAUUCAUACAUAUCUGUUUGCGAAAGAUUUAUUUCAAAGCCGACUACGUAACUUGUAACGAGAAUUAUAUUGUUUAAUUAUGAUUACAUAUCUAUGUACAUCAAUAAAAUACACACACCGA